UGGAAUAAUGUUAUGCUAUUUUUGUGGUGGACUCCUGCACCCUCGCACGACCCUCAACAAGAGAAGCGGUGUUGAAAAUGGAUGGAUUUUUUUUUUUUUUUGUGGUUUAUGAGCUGUGUUACGGCGCGGGCGUCUGAGAAACACAACAAUUAAACGUUUUUAACUCGGUUGCAGGUAAAGUAGCAUAUUGAUGCAAGAACCAGAAAACGAAUGGUUGGCCUUUCGAAGUAAAGGUUUAGACAGCAAAGCUGUAUGACAAAGCAAGGCCCAAUUCUUGAAAAAAAAGUAACUUUUAUGUUUAAUACCAUCCAGGUCAUAGUUUAUUAUUUAUUUUUCAACCGAGACCCGUGUUCCAUAAGCAAAUCUAUUAGGAAUAAUCAAAGGCAGUAACCGGAAGUAAGCUUUCUUUUUUUUUAACUUGACAGUGAUUCACCGCACCCACUGGAGGCAGGAGGCUGCCUCAGCGUGCUGUUGGAGGGUGAAGCUGGAGCAUCCUUGUUUUGUCUUGCAUCCCACAACAAACACAUUCUGACGUUGCCACUUGAAGCAGGCAUGGCUCGUCAGUGGGGAGGGACCCAUUCGUCGUUGAGUUAGCCGACUGGCAGCUUUUAUUUACCUCAAUCCUUUCUUUUAAUUCAACACCAUGGCUAAGCAGUACGAUGUGCUCUUCCGACUCCUGCUUCUUGGAGACUCUGGGGUUGGAAAAACAUGUUUGCUAUGCAGAUUCACUGACAAUGAAUUUCACCCGUCUCACAUUUCAACUAUAGGGAUCGACUUCAAAAUGAAGACGCUGCUCAUAGACGGAAUCAAAGUGCGAAUCCAGAUUUGGGACACUGCAGGCCAGGAACGCUACCAGACCAUCACUAAGCAGUACUACCGGCGAGCGCAGGGAAUUUUCUUGGUCUACGACAUCACGAGCGAGCGCUCUUUUCAGCACAUCAUGAAGUGGGCAAGCGAUGUGGACGAGUACGCGCCAGAAAAGGUACAAAAGAUCCUGGUCGGGAACAAGUCAGAUGAGGUGGACAAGAGGCAGGUGGCCACAGAGCAAGGUGUCAAGCUGGCCCAAGCUUAUGGAAUGGAUUUUUUUGAGACUAGUGCCUUCACCAACCGUAACAUAACAGAGACUUUUACACGGCUGGCCGAGCAGGUGCUGGCGGCCAACAAGAAGGACCUGGAUCUUCUUCGGAUGUCUCUGAACGAUGAGCUGAACCUGGCUGCUCUGGAGGAAGAAGAGGGAUUGUGUGACGGCGGGUCCACCGACCAGGGGAAAGGCUGCUGGUGUUAAAAGACCGAACUGAAGUGUGAGGGGACGCCGCUGGAAAUUGUAACGUGAAAAGCCAGCUGGUUGAGCAUUUAGUGGACACCCUUGAGACCCAACUUCAGGUCCGUGUCGUAGUGCGCUCUUUGUCCUCACUCGUAAAAUCAGCUCGGGUGCACAAGUUGAAUGUGUUAUUUGUCACAUUUUAGUUUUCCACUACUAGUGCCACGUUUGGCCUAGAAGUAUGCAAGCAUUGCUCAAAGGACGUUUCAAUAUGUAUUCGAUAUCCUGCGUAUCAAGUUAGGUUCCAUGUUCUUGUACACUCGGUGGUCACUGGCACCUGUCUGGCCUAUUCGUAGGUUAACUACAUGUUAUUAGUGAGGCAAAACUGUGCACUAUUUUUGCACUUUGCAACGGACUAAGCGCAGAGUUCAUGUUCAAACUGGGCCUGUUUUGACAGCGGCUUGAAAUAACAUGAAAUAUACUUUUUAAAUGAAACUCCGUCUCAUUUUAAAUGAACACUUGGGCUUUGUACACUACUGUAUUUUGAUUGUAGUCGUGAUGUUGGAACUUAAAGAGAGCUACAGCAUUUUUUUACAUUUUAUUUUUAUUUUUUUUUAGGUGGUCUCACUGUUCUAGAUCUUUAGAUGUCAAAUAUUGCACAGAUUUGCCUCCCGAGUAACGUGUAGUUGUGCUUCCAGUAUGUCAAAGUUGUCCUAUUGGUGAGGAAAGAGACCUGAAGUUUGGGUAUCCAAGAUAUGGGAUACAUGCUCAAACGGUCCAUUUUUCCAUUUUAUGGAGUGAUCUGUGAUCUCUAACGCUGAUGGUUUCAUGACUCUCCUUUGAAAUUGGGCAGCACAGAGUUUCCCCAAAACAGAAUUGGCAUACAAAUGAAUUUAACGCAUUUCCAGAAGGUCUGUGCGUAGAUCGAGGCCAUCGAUGGUGUUUUUAGGGAGCCAACAUCUUUGAAAAAUCUCGCUUCAUUCUGGAGACAAGUGAACAGUUUUUGCACACAGAUUUAAUUUGAUUGCAACUUCAGUGAAGUUAAAACAUCAGCUGGCUAUAAAUUCCAAUAGGAUUCAACCAGAGAUGCCUCUCGGAGACAGAAUGAGCGUCCACUUUUGUGUGCACCCUUUUCGUAUUCUUAAACGUUACUUGUGGGCUUGAAAUGACAGUAUGUGUGUGCGUGCGGGUGAUGUUGAAUGGUGUUGUUUCCAAAAAAAAAAAAUCUUCCUUCUUUCAACCUACUUGACUAGUAUUUGUGGAACUAGAUGACAUUGUAUAAGCAGAAUACAGUCAAUCUUAUUCUUCAAGAGAAGUUGUCACAUGCUUAUGAGUAAAUACCCGCAGCUUGUUCUAAACUGUGUUCAAGGGUGUUUCCUUAUGAUACUUAAAGCUCUAGUUUUUUCGUGAAGUAAAGCAUCACAGUCUAUAUAUCAAAUUUCCGUCCAUUUUUCCUCACUCUGAUGCCCCUGGCUCAUUUAUUAUUGACUCCCGUUGUAGCACUUAAAAGAGCGUACCUUAUUGUCCCCAAUAACUCCCGUUGUGGAUAUUAUGGCUUUUUCUCACUCCCAGGCCAAUCUUACUUACACCUGCCCGAUGACUCCCAUUAUGGCACUUAAAAGUAUUUUGGCCUUAAUUUGGUGCCCAUUGACCAUAAUUGAAGCACCUUUAGUGCUACUGAUACACCUUCCAAAAGCCCCCAUUACAGCACUUAAAAAAAGAUUUGAGCCUUCAUUUUGUGCCCAUAAACUCUAAUUUAAGCUCUUUAUUCAUGUCCUUUUCUCUCCUGGUACAUCUCUCCACUGGCCCCAAUUUUGGCUUUUUCUGCACACUUACCGAUUUUAAUCUGAGAAAAUAUGCAAGCGCAUGCAUAUUUGACUCUGCAUAUUUGUUGUACAGUAUAUCAUUUUCAUACAACAAGAAAUAGAUGUGAUAGAGAACUGCACGACCUUAAAUGGCAUAAAAUGAGUACACAAUGUUAAUGAAUUACAUUACGCAUUAAACUGUAUUUAUAUUUU
Messenger RNA from Hippocampus comes (tiger tail seahorse), 3279 nucleotides. RefSeq names its product RAB15, member RAS oncogene family (gene rab15). Gene Ontology annotation, biological process: Rab protein signal transduction. The transcript is spliced from 7 exons. Bases 644 to 1285 code for a protein of 213 amino acids. NCBI's taxonomy places the organism in Eukaryota, Metazoa, Chordata, Actinopteri, Syngnathiformes, Syngnathidae. The record is from RefSeq and is a predicted model, not a curated record. Gene Ontology annotation, molecular function: GTP binding; GTPase activity.